Messenger RNA from Austrofundulus limnaeus, 1122 nucleotides. Its product is annotated as C-type lectin domain family 18 member A. Lineage: Eukaryota; Metazoa; Chordata; Actinopteri; Cyprinodontiformes; Rivulidae. The record is from RefSeq and is a predicted model, not a curated record. Gene Ontology annotation, molecular function: growth factor activity. Gene Ontology annotation, biological process: ossification.
AUGUGGUUUCGUUGUGCUUCUCAUGGCCCGUUUGGUUUGUUUCUGUGUGGGGAAACUGGGAGGUGAACAGUCGUCUGGUGACGCCCUAUAAAACGGGCGAGUCCUGCUCUCUCUGCACCUCGUCUAUGUCUGGCUGUUUCAGACUUUGGGAUCAUGAAGGUGGACUGUGUGAGAUUCCAAAGAACCCGUGUCGCAUGAGCUGUGGUCAGCACGGGCAGCUGAAUGUUCCAGCCUGCAAAUGCAAGUGUGACCCGGGCUUUACUGGACGUUUCUGUCAGGUUAGAUGCAGUACGCAGUGUGUUCACGGUCAUUUCAAACAAGAAGUAUGUUCCUGUGUGUGUGACGUUGGCUACGGUGGUGCUGAGUGUGCAGAAAAGGUGCAGUUUCCACUUCAUACCUGUGAUGUGACAAUAGAUGGAACCUGCUUCAUGGUCUCAUCAAAUUCUGAUUCGUACUACGGAGCCAAGAGUCGCUGUCAGGAACUUGGGGGAGUUUUAGCUCAAAUCCACAACCAGAAAGUUCAAGACAUCCUGACGUUUUAUCUGAGUGAGCUGGAGGCGAGCAAUGAAGUCACCGACUCUGAAACAAGAAACUUCUGGAUCGGUUUGACAUAUAAGAUUCCAAAAGAGUCAUUUCGCUGGGACACAGGAGAGAUCMUUCGAUACAGCAGCUUUGCCUUUGGGCAACCUGACAACCAAGGUUUUGGAAACUGUGUAGAGCUGCAGGCGAUAAACGCUUUCAACUGGAAUGACCAGCGCUGCAAAACACAGAACCGAUUCAUUUGCCAGCAUGCUGCAGAGCACAUCGCACAGUGGGAGGAAAGCAGGUGACCUGGAUUUCUCAAAGGGCUGAAAUAGGUGUGCUGUACUCAGUGAUUCAGAUCACYAACGUUGGUGUACAGUUUGCCAAUUGUUAAUUUAUUAUUAGUAACAACUUUAUUUUAAACGGACAGACACAAAAUGCACAUGAAACAUCUCUUUGAGUUUUUUUAAUUUUUAGUAAAUGUUAAUUUUGUCCCAAAAGGYUUUAAAAACAUAAAAUAAAGAGAAUUUUACAGAAAUGUUUUGUGUUGAUGUAGAUAUAUUGGCUGUGCAUGGUUUAUCAAUAAACUUAUUAAUAUUA